This is a messenger RNA of Xenopus laevis (African clawed frog), 738 nucleotides long. RefSeq names its product protein kinase C epsilon type-like. The transcript has 7 exons. Lineage: Eukaryota; Metazoa; Chordata; Amphibia; Anura; Pipidae. Bases 1 to 738 code for a protein of 245 amino acids. The record is from RefSeq and is a predicted model, not a curated record.
AUGGAGAAGAAGAGGAGAAGAUCGGAGAGUCCAGUGAAGGACCCAGCUACAGGAGAAAAGAUAAAACUGAGGAAUUUAAGGAUUUGCCUAGAAGAUCUAAAGCAAUAUCCACAGAGACGGAAAAGAUCGAGAAGUCCGGAGGAGAACCCAGCUGCAGAAGAAAAGAUAAAACUGAAGGAUUUAAGGAUUUGCCUAGAACGCCUAAAGCAAUAUCCACUGAGAAGGAAAAGAUCAAGAGGUCCGGAGGAGAACCCAGCUGGAGAAAAGAUUACAAUCAAAGAAAUACAGACAAAUAAACAAAUUUGCAGGGAUGGAGAUCGAAAGCAGUAUCCACUGCGAAGGAAAAGAUCAAGAAGUCCAGAGCAGAGCCCAGCUGGAGGAAAAGAGAAUGUUAGAGAGGAUGCCAAAACAUCGCAAUACCUCGAUAUUAAAAAUUACAGCCUUAUUAAAGAACUAGGAGAAGGCAACUUUGGCAAGGUGGUGUUGGCAUCAUAUAAAAUCAAGAACCAACUAACUGCAAUCAAGAUCAUCGAGAAGCAGCGGGAGGAAGAUUUCAAAUAUGUCAGACGAGAGGCAUCAGUUCUUCAGAUUUCUAGCAGAUGCCCAUUUCUAUGCCGGGCAAUGGCAACAUUCCAAACUAAGUCGCUAAUCCUGCUAGCCCUGGAGUACGUCAGUGGAGGAACACUGGAGAACAUCAUUGAGGACCGAGGACGUCUGAAUAACAAGCAAGUGCUGUAA